UUUACUGUCCUGGUACGAAGGAUCGCGUGCGCCCUUGCCACAGAUAAAAUAUUUGCGGAUAUUUUAUAUCGACUUUCAUAAUAUACCAGAAUGACGGGAACAUCUUUCAAGUAUCAAACUUCAAACCAAGCUGUCGUUUAUGUCGGUUCUAUCGCAAUAUCGGUAAACGAUAAUAAAGUGAUUAAUUAAAAUUGAAAUACACGCGAACUCUUGAUUAAAUCUUACAAUUAAAUAAUCAAUGUUCGACUAGUUUGAAAGCAGGUAAAAUUGCUACAUUCGCUCAACCCUGUCGUGCGUCACGUAAUAACGUCGCGCAUACAUGAUGUGGGUACCUGUGUUGACGUCAGACUGAAUUCGACUCAAAACAGUGGUGUGUUUAAGUGAAUUUAUUUUUUGUUUAAAUUCAGUUGAAGAAAACGGCUUAAACAUGUCGAUUAGUUUUAAAACGGAAGAAUAUUAUAAAAGGUUUAUAGAACUGCAGGAAAAGCUGAGAAAGAGUGAGGAGGAACGCUUAAAACUCGAAAUGAAAUUUAACGAAAUGGUUCGAAUUACUAGAGAGGAAGAACAAACACAUUAUCGAAAAUUGAGGGCACAAUACAAACGAUUUCUGGAAGAAGACAGACGGCGGCAAGACAGAAAUGAACGUAUUAUAAGAAGUUUAGAAAGAAUCGAAAGUCGAGUUUCGAUGUUGGUAGCAAAAACAGAGAGAUUUAAAUUGUUGCGAAAACAGUAUCAAACUCUUAUGGAUAGAGUCUAUAGAGAUAAUCAAAUAAAAAAGGAAGAAAGCUUACCCCCACGUACAGUAAAAUUAGACGAGAGGAAACCACGUACUGAUGAUAACAGUGACAUAGUGCAAACGUAUCUUCAAAACCUUUCGUCAAAUAAAUUAAGAGAGAUGUUGAAAAAAGAAGAAGAAGCCAGAGCAAAACUUCCAACGACUACAAUAACUGAUCAUGACGAAAAAUAUAAUUAUUCUGACUUGCACGCGUUCACCGAUGCCGAAUUUAGACCUAAUUACGCAAAUACAAUUGCAGAUGAUAUAAUGAACUCCAUUUAUUUGAGAAACCGGCCAUUACAUGAUAGUAAUAAACUAAAUCAGCCUAGAGAGUUUAAUAAUAAUAUUUCAGUGACACCUGUUGGGCCGCCAGAUGAGUUUCGACCUCAAACCUUAAAGAAAUACGAUGACUUUAUCGGAAUUUCUCCCCAACGUUUUAAAAAAGAUGAAACCAAAAACAUUAUUUCAGGAGCUGAAGAUACUGAAACUGAUGAUUUUUCUGAAUCGGAUGAAAUUCUCUACAAGAAUCCUACUGAAUUUAAUAAAACUAAGCGCCAAAACUUGAAUCAGUUUGAUAAAAACAAAAUCAGUCACGAUAUAACUUUCAAUGACCCAUUUAAAACAGAUGAAAUAGAAAACAUAUCGAAUAAACAACCCUUGAAAAACAUAACUGCUGCCGCUAUAGAAUCUUCAGCUGAAAAACCAAAAGAUGAAUUUGAUACAUCUGCUGAAAUUAAAGAUUCUCCAGGUGACGUUCACGAACAAUUUAUUUCGAACAUUGCUUCUGUGGAUGACAACAUUUGCGAUAAUAUCUCAAAAGAUGUUGAAAUCUCUGAAAACGAAGAUUUUGCUGAAAAAAGUUCUAAACUUCCGGAAAUCUCUUCCGAAGAUGAUAUUUUACAAUCAAAAGAGUCAAUUAUGCAGCCUGUAGUAACAACUAAUGAAAAUAAUAUCACUUCUAAUACCCAGGAAAAAACUGAAACUCCAGACGUAACUGAAGAAUCUAAAAACGACCCUGAUAAACAGAAAAAUAUUGAAGAUAUUGUGCAAGAAAGGUCCCUUCAUAUGGAACCUGAACGUGAACCGUUACAAGAAUUUCCACCAGAGGAAACAUUAGAACAGAAUAUAGAAAUCUCUAAUGAUAAUGAAUUACAAAAACAGGAAUUCUCAGAAUUUGCGAAGAAUGAAAUACCAUCCACAGACGCAAAUGAAGAAGUUCUAGAAAAUAAUUAUCAGCAACAACCUCCACAACAAUAUUUGGAAACUGAGCACCCAGCAGAAACGAAUUAUGAGGAAAGUAGCAAUAAAGAUUUAUCGGAAACAAAGGUCAACGAACCAGUUCAACAGUACGAUGAAACUAGUCAUGCGGAAUCUUAUGAUCAAUAUAAUCAGCCUAUAUAUGACACAAAUAAUCCUGAUUUUCAGCAAUUCGAUCAAAACGGUCAGCCAGUUCAGCUUUAUGACGAACAAAAUCAGUUUGUCCAAAAUUACGAUGAGUCCGGUCAGCCGAUUGGUCAGUUUGACGAAAACUCUCAACCUCUUCAACAGUAUGAUGAACAUGGACAACCAAUUCAGUCAUAUGAUGAACAAGGACAGUUGAUACAACAGUAUGAUGAACAUGGUCAGUUCCUUCAACACUACGACGAGAACGCCCAAUAUGAUGAACACGGUCAGUUAGUGCCGCAGUAUGACGAACAAGGACAAUUAAUUCAACAGUAUGACGACAGUGGGCAAGCAGCACAACAUUAUGAUGAACAGUACGUCGAAGGUCAGUCACAGUACGACGAACACGGUCAGCUAAUUCAGAAUUAUGACUAUUCGCAAGCUCAACCUCAGUAUGAUGAAAAUGGUCAAUUAAUACAACAGAAUUUUGAUGAACAACAAUAUUAUCCUCAACAGUAUGAAGAAAAUGUGGAACCAGCUGAUGGUCAACAUAGUGAUAAUCCGUCAGUUCCACAAGACGUCGAAAGUGGUAGUGGUGUUAAUGUUUCGAAAGAACAGGAAGAGAUCAAGGAAGAGGAACAAGAGGUUAAGAAAACUAGCAAUGUGAUGGAAAUGCUGGACACCGAUACUGAAAGUGUCAAACAAGAUACAAAAAUUUCUCAUGAUAGUGAUUUCGAUUUUAGUAAUGGAUAAAAUGUAACACUCAAAUUCUAAAACAGAUCUGCUAGAAUUAAAGAUAACUAUAGCUAUAUUUUUAACUGCAUCUAGUCAGUUAUUGAUUGCGUAAAUUGUAAUAUGUAAUUAUUGCACUGGGACAAAAUAUGUAUUUCUCAGUAUUGUAAUUUUAAAAACAUGUUGAUUAAAUCUUUUGUGAAA
Messenger RNA from Zophobas morio, 3094 nucleotides. RefSeq names its product putative mediator of RNA polymerase II transcription subunit 26. Lineage: Eukaryota; Metazoa; Arthropoda; Insecta; Coleoptera; Tenebrionidae. Gene Ontology annotation, cellular component: centrosome. The record is from RefSeq and is a predicted model, not a curated record. The coding region runs from base 428 to 2911 and encodes 827 amino acids. The transcript is spliced from 3 exons. Gene Ontology annotation, biological process: spindle organization.